ACGAGACUCACCUGCGGGAAGCAGUUUCAGUCAUGACAGUCCCAAAAACUACCGUUGCGGAAAACGUCGCCUCGCAGGAUGAGAGUGCAGCAACUCUUCUGCCCGAUGUGCAACAAUCCCUGCAAAAAGCAGCAGCGUACUCCUGCCAGGUGGUGCGCGAAGAUGGCCAUUGGUGUGCAGAAGUGGAAUCCAAUGCCACCUGCACAGCGCAAUAUGUCUUCCUUCUUCAUACCUUGGGUUUGCAAGAUCGAUUGGACCGAGAGGCCCUGAUCUUAUGGAUUCUGUCCCAGCAGCAGAAAGACGGCUCUUGGAGCCUGGCAAACGACUAUGAUGGUGAUAUCUCCACCACCACUGAGUCAUAUUUGGCGUUGAAGCUACUUGGUCUUUCUCCCAACCACCCUGCCAUGGGCAAUGCACGAAGCUUUGCUCUCUCUGCUGGGGGCGUGGCCCGUGUGCGCAUGUUAACCCGAAUCUACUUGGCCAUGUUCGGUCUGUUUCCUUGGACAGCCGUGCCUGAAUUGCCUCCAGAGUUCAUUCUUGCUCCCGCCAGUGCAUCCGUCAACAUCUAUCGGAUGUCAUCGUGGGCUCGGGGAUUAUUACCCCUUUCCUCUGCGUCCAACGACUACCUGGAUGAACUGUGGUGCGAUCCCACCGAUAAAAACGCGUCGUAUGCUCCUGCAGAUUGGGACAUGACCAAAGUCGGUUUCUGGGUCUUUGACUACUCGCUUCAUCUGUUUGGGGGUCUUAUUCGUCGUUCCCCCUUGAGACGAUACGCCAGACGCAAGUGCGUUCGCUGGAUUCUGGAGCAUCAGGAAGAUGAGGGAGACUGGGGCGGGAAUUAUCCGGCCAUGGCCAACAGUAUCAUGGCGCUGCGACUAGAAGGAUUCGACGUAUCAUCUUCUCCUAUCCAGCUAGGGCUUGCAGCGCUUGAGCGGUCCUCUUGGCGGGAUAAGCGGGGCCUGCGCCUGCAGGCUAGUGUCUCCCCGAUAUGGGAUACUGCGUUGAUGACCGUCGGCCUGUGUGAUGCCGGCGUGCAGGCUGACAGUGAGCUUCUCACAAACGCCAUGAACUGGGUCAAGCACCGCCAGAUCCUCAAGACAGAUGGUGACUGGAAAGUGUACCGGCCUCACCUCGCCCCAGGAGGCUUUUGCUUCCAGUAUUUCAACCGAUUGUGCCCUGACCUGGACGACACGGCGGCGGUCAUUCUGGGAAUUCUGAAGCAGGACCGCCUUGCUGUGACUUCGACGUCGGUCAUCCGGGCGACAGAGUUUCUGCUAGGACUCCAAAACAGCGAUGGAGGCUGGGGCGCCUACGAGGCUGAUAACAACUGCUUGCUGAUGAACAAAGUCCCAUUUGGCGACAUGAAUAAUCUGGCGGAUCCCACUACGGCCGACCUCACCGGUAGAGUUCUGGAGGCAUUUGGUCUCAUCCUGGAAAUCCGUCGGUCUCGAGACAUAGUAUCUGAUCCUCUCUUGGACCAGAUUCGUCGCUCAUCGGAGCGAGCGAUUACUUGGCUAGCCCACGAGCAGGAAACCACCGGAGCGUGGUUUGGCCGCUGGGGAGUCAACUACAUCUACGGGACGAGCAAUGUGCUCUGCGGUCUCAUGAGAUUCGCAGUGGAUGAUCGACGCAUUCAAAUGAUGGUUCCCCGCGCUCUUUCCUGGUUGGAAUCUGUCCAGAACCCGGAUGGGGGUUGGGGAGAGUCGGUCCGUUCCUAUAGCGACAGCACCUAUGCAGGCAUUGGUCCGUCGACCGCAUCACAAACCGCUUGGGCUUUGAUGGGAAUGCUUGCCUUUCUGCCUCCAUCCGAUCCCGCAAUCAUGCGUGGUGUUCGCUACUUGCUGGACACGCAGACCAGGGCCAAGGGGCCUGGAUUGUCUUGGAGGGAGCAUUUGUCCACGGGUGUUGGAUUUCCCAACUGGUUCUACAUGAAAUACAACUUCUACCCGCACUACUUUCCUUUGAUGGCGCUCGGACGGUGGGCUCGGGCCAUGGGCUGCGACAAGUUGGAGGGCUGGUAAUCUAUCUUAAUCUGUAUUUCAUUUAAGCUUUCUGUUUUCGUCCGUAUAAUUCUUGUGGUUC
Messenger RNA from Aspergillus novofumigatus IBT 16806, 2082 nucleotides. Its product is annotated as terpene cyclase/mutase family protein. Gene Ontology annotation, molecular function: intramolecular transferase activity. The coding region runs from base 33 to 2021 and encodes 662 amino acids. Gene Ontology annotation, biological process: triterpenoid biosynthetic process. Lineage: Eukaryota; Fungi; Ascomycota; Eurotiomycetes; Eurotiales; Aspergillaceae. The transcript has 2 exons. Gene Ontology annotation, cellular component: lipid droplet. The record is from RefSeq and is a predicted model, not a curated record.